Schistosoma rodhaini is the source of this 2503-nucleotide messenger RNA. The record is from the annotation of a GenBank genome assembly. NCBI's taxonomy places the organism in Eukaryota, Metazoa, Platyhelminthes, Trematoda, Strigeidida, Schistosomatidae.
AUUUUGUCAUCCGCGUAGGUGGAAUUACAUAUAUAUACUAUUAGAACAACAGAUUAAUGCAAUCACAUUAUUACAUAUAUACACAUCUAUUUAACUUAUAACAACAUCAUUCAAUAUAUGAAAGCAUAGAGUGACUACUAUUAGUUAAGAAAUGAAGUAAACUUUUUUCCGAUUUCAACUAUCAAUCACUAUGUUAUAAUGUAUAUUUAACCAUUCAACAGUAGAAUUAUUAAUCUAAACAUUGUACCAAUUUGAUAUAGAUCGACAAUUGAAGUUAUAAAUCAUACAAGUUGCCAAAAAAAAUUCCUUUCAAACGAUACAGAGAAAUAAAUGCAUAAAUGAUUAUUUGAAAUGAGAAUGGUUUUUAUUGUCGUUAUUAAUUAACAAUUCAGUUGUCAUUCUUAUUAAAAUAAUCGAACUGAGUGAGUACUUGAUAAACAUUUCAUAUUGUACUCUGGGUAGAAGAUUAACAACUAAGCUGAUCAUUAAGUAUUUUAUUUAAUUAUCUAGUACAUUCAUAACUACUUACAAACUGAAUAUAGUUUAAAAUGGAUAAAUCAAAAAAUAAUUUGUCCAAUUAUUCUUUUUUACCAUUAUGAAUGAGCAGAGUUUUACACGCUACCAUCUUUCAACUAACUCAGAUGAAUAUCAAGAGAAUAAUAAUGAUAUUGAUAAUGGUUGUCCAUUUGAUAAUGACUCAUUUUUAGAAUAUCAGUCAAAUAACAGUUCAUCAUCAUCAUCAUCAUCAUCUUAUGUCAAUUAUGAACUACAAAGUAAGAACUGCGAUUCUGAUGAAAUUCUUGAUUUGAGAAUGCAUAAAAACAAAAUCUUUGACACUUGGCCAUCAACAACAAUAUCGUCAUCUUCUUCCUUUCACUCGUUAUUUUCCACAAAUAUGAACCAUGAUAAUGAUCAGUGUAAAAUAUCAAAUUCAGUACCAUUGAAUAAUGUAACUGAAAUGAAUGAACAACGACAUAUUGAUGCCUUAUUUAAUCAUCAUUUCACUUCACCAUUAUCUUCAUUACCAAGCACUACUACUACUACUACCACUAAUACUACUAAGUUGAAUACAUUUUCAACUUCUUUAACAUCGUCAGUAUCAUUUGAAAAAUUAACACAAGCAAUAACCACUUCUGAUAUGAGUUCUAUGAAUAAUUUAAUAGAUUUUACCACUACACUAUCAAAAACUAUUCAUACAUUAUCCAAAUAUAAUUAUUCUAAAUUAAAUGAAAAACAAUUGUCUAAUGUUAAACAUUUAAUUAAUCAUGAAUUCCAGUUAGAUAAAACAAAUUUCCUAUCAAACUUCCCAUAUUAUCUUUAUCGAAUUCUUUCUAUAUCGAAUAUAAUUCCUACUAUUCAACAACAACACCACCACCACCACCACCAACAACAACAACAUCAAGAACGACAAUACCGUAAUCCUUCUUCAUCAUCUUCAACAUAUCCUCUACAAAAUAAUACAAAUAUUUCAUAUUCAUUAUUGAAACCAUGUAUAAGAUCUCCUAAUAUAAAUUCAAUAAAUCAACAAUGUACAACAUCAUUUCAAUUAUCAAUUAAUUUUAUAAAUUGGUAUCAUCAAUUUAUACAGAAUUUAUAUCAGUUAUUAUUAAAACAACAAUUGAAACCAUCCCCACCACCACCACCAUCAUCAUCAUCAUCACCACCACAACAACAACGACAAAUUGGUCACCAACAAAAUUAUCAAACAAAUGAAUUCGAUAAAAAAUAUUCUUUGAAUUUAAAUUCAUUUAAUUUACAUUUAGAUAAAGAGAAAUAUAAUCAAAAGAUUAAUUAUUUAAUGGAUAAUAUGAAAAUUGAUAAGCAUGAUACUUCAAUAUAUAUGAUGAGAAAUGAAGAGAAGAAAAUUUCUAAUAUUCAAUCAAAUCAAGAUGAAUUACCUAUUAAUUCAUGUUCAGAAAAAUGGAUAAUUUUUCAAAAUCAAUCAUCAAAUAUUUUAUCGGAAAAAUCUGAUUUUUCUAAAUUAUUAAAUAAUAAUAAUAAUAAUAAAAUCAAUACAAAAUUCAUUCAAAAUAAAACGAAAUUAUCUUAUUCUAUUAAUCCCCCCUACUCUUCCUCUUCCUCCUCCUCCUCCUCAUCAUCAUCAUCAUUAUUGAAUCCAUUUUAUUAUUAUAAAAAUAUUUAUCAUUAUUAUCGUAAUCAACAAUUUAUUAAUAAUCGUAUUAAAUAUAAAUUACAAUUACAUAAUAAUAAUAAUAAUAAAACUACCAAUUUAUUAUAUCGUUUAUAUCAAUGUCCACAUUGUAAUAAAGAAUUUCCACGUUCAGCUAAUUUAAAUAGACAUUUACGUACACAUACUGGUGAAAAACCAUAUCGUUGUGAAUAUUGUCAAAGAGGUUUUAGUAUAUCAUCUAAUAUGCAACGUCAUAUUAGAAAUAUACAUCAACGUGAACGUCCAUUUAUAUGUACUAUAUGUAAAAGAGCAUUUGCUCAAAGAACUAAUUUAGAUAGACAUAAACGUAAUCAUUGGUUACAUAAUUCAUAA